GCCUGGCUGGCUGAACCCUGGCCCCGAGACCCCUGUGACCCCUUUCACAUCAGGAUCGACCACAUGAACCUCCCCAACAUCAGGGCCAACAAGUGGCCCCAGAUGAGACCGCGCCGGGAAGGGCCUGGGGCCACGCACAGAUACUUCCGCCAGAAAGGGUCACGCCGCGCCGUGCACCUCCGCCAGGGGAAUAAAGUCCCGCAGGGUCGGGAUACCCGCUCUAGCCCCGACCGCGGCCCUGGACCAGGAACACGAAACAGAUCCCUCCGCCAGACACGAGUCCCCGCUCCCGUGCUCUCCUUCCCCGGCAGUCAGGCCCCGGUGCCGACUCCUCCGCCUCAGGGAAGCCCCGCCGCCGCUUGGAUUCUCCGCCUGAAGCGGGACUCGCGACGGCCGGUGCCUUACAAUCCCUCUGUGUCCCUCCGCCCUGGGGAGGACCCUCUGCGCCCCUCUACAGUUCUAAAGUCCCUCAGCGACGAGUCACCGCGCCGCGCGCUCUCGCGAGAGUCCACCACACGGCCCCCCCUCCCCCAGCCCCUCGCCCGCGAGGACGCCUCGCGCGGGCCCCGCGGCGCUCGGUGGCGGGCGGCGCAUGCGUGACUGCGACUCCCAGCGCCCCCCGCGCUCUCCGCGGGCCGAGUGGACGAGGCCGAACGCGAGGAGCCGGCCGCUGCCCCCUGAGAGGCCUGGCUUCAGCCCGCAGCUCUUCUCCCCUCCGGGCGGAACGGUUUUUGCGGCCUUUCCUCAGCGGGCACAGGUUUCCUGAGGACGGUCGGGGCCAUCGUGGACCCGAAAGAGCCCGGCGCCGCUCUCAGAAUCCGCCGGCCCGCAGCGGCCUGGACGUGCUGCCGUGACCCGAGCCCGGAACGUGGCGCCGGGCGGGGCCUGCACAUCCGGCCCCACCCACUCGGGGCCUCGCCUCUCGGAGCCCGACCCCGGAGUAGCGGACACACCCCCUCCCGGCCCGGCUGUCCGCCUCCGCCCAGCCUUUCCUCAACCUGCUUCAUUUUUCUCCCAGUCGUCCAGCCUCCCGGUUUCCGACUUUGCACUAAGAGGGAUGCACCCUGGAAAACCACACUGCGCGGUCACAUCUUGUUUGGGGAAGAGGCCGGGCUUUUGCAUCUUAGGGUAUACGUUCACCUUUUCAAGGGCCUGGCAUCGAUUUGAUUAAUCAGCCUGGAAUACCCUGUUCCUGCCGACCUGGCCGUUUUUACCUCCCUACCUUAUCACACUCCCAGGAACAUUAAGCAGGGAGCGCUUGGAGUCUUCUUUGGUUCCCCACCUUGAGCUAGACGUGAAGUUGACCCCUGGGCUGCAGCAUGGCUGUAGCCCUCGACUCUCAGAUCGACGCGCCCCUGGAGGUUGAGGGAUGCCUAAUAAUGAAGGUGGAAAAGGAUCCCGAGUGGGCAUCAGAGCCCAUUCUGGAAGGAUUGGAUAGCUCUGAGACCUUCCGCAAAUGCUUCAGGCAAUUCUGUUAUGAGGAUGUGACCGGACCCCAUGAAGCUUUCAGUAAACUCUGGGAACUUUGCUGCCGGUGGCUGAAGCCAGAAAUGCGUUCCAAGGAGCAAAUACUUGAGCUGCUGGUGAUUGAGCAGUUUCUCACCAUUUUACCCGAGAAGAUUCAGGCUUGGGCACAGAAGCAGUGUCCGCAAAGUGGAGAGGAAGCGGUGGCCCUGGUAGUGCAUUUGGAGAAAGAGACUGGAAGACUAAGACAGCAGGUCAGCAGUCCCGUGCACCUGGAGAAGCCUGCCCCACUUGGAGCAGCGUGGGAGAUGGCAGACUUCCAGCCAGAGCAGGUGGAGACCCAACCCAGGGUGGAGUCUCGGGAGGAAGCUGGAAGCCUCCACUCAGGACACCAGGAACAGCUGAACCGAAAGCGAGAACAUCGGCCCUUACCCAAGAAUGCUCGGCCUUCUCCCUGGGUUCCUGCCCUUGCUGAUGAAUGGAAUACCCUAGAUCAGGAAGUGACAACCACACGGCUUCCUGCUUGGUCCCAGGAACCAGUGAAAGAUGUCCACGUGGCCAGAGGCUUUUCCUACAAAAAGAGUGUGCAUCAGAUUCCUGCCCACAGGGACCUCUACCGGGAUUUCAGGAAGGAGAAUGUUGGGAACGUGGUCUCCCUGGGAAGUGCAGUGUCUACAUCUAACAAGAUAACCCGGUUGGAACAGAGAAAGGAGCCAUGGACUCUAGGUCUGCAUUCCUCUAACAAGAGAAGUAUCCUACGAAGCAACUACGUCAAGGAAAAGUCAGUUCGUGCUAUUCAGGUCCCUGCAAGGAGUGCAGGAAAAACAUGGAGAGAGCAGCAGCAGUGGGGUUUAGAAGACGAAAAGAUAGCAGGUGUGCAUUGGAGCUAUGAGGAAACAAAGACUUUCCUGGCAAUUCUCAAAGAGUCUCGCUUUUAUGAAACACUUCAAGCCUGUCCCCGAAAUAGCCAGGUGUAUGGUGCUGUGGCUGAAUGGUUGCGAGAAUGUGGCUUUCUUAGAACCCCAGAACAGUGUCGAACCAAGUUCAAAAGUCUCCAGAAAAGCUAUCGAAAGGUGAGAAAUGGCCACAUGCUAGAACCCUGCGCCUUCUUUGAGGACAUGGAUGCUUUGUUGAACCCUGCAGCCCAUGCUCCGUCCACUGAUAAACCAAAGGAGAUGAUACCUGUCCCCAGACUGAAGAGAAUUGCCGUCAGUGCUAAGGAACGCAUCAGCUUGGUGGAGGAGGAGGAAGCUGCAGAAGAUUCUGAUGGUGAUGAAAUAGGCGUCGAAUUUAUCCGCAAGUCUGAAAUCCAUGGUGCGCCUGUCUUGUUUCAGAACCUCAGUGGUGUGCACUGGGGCUAUGAAGAAACCAAGACUUUUCUUGAUAUCCUCCGUGAGACUCGGUUUUAUGAAGCGCUUCAAGCCUGUCAUCGGAAGAGCAAAUUGUAUGGGGCUGUAGCUGAACAACUUCGAGAGUGCGGCUUCCUCCGGACACCAGAACAGUGCCGAACCAAGUUCAAAAGCCUUCAGAAGAGUUACCGCAAGGUGAAAAAUGGCCACGUGCUAGAGUCCUGCGCGUUCUACAAGGAGAUGGAUGCCCUGAUUAACUCUCGGGCACCUGCUCCUUACCCCAGCACCCCAGAGGAAGUCCCAUCACCUUCAAGGCAAGAAAGAGGGGGUAUUGAGGUUGAACCCCAGGAACCUACAGGCUGGGAACCUGAAGAGACCUCACAGGAGGCAGUAAUAGAAGACUCUUGCAGUGAGAGAAUGAGCGAGGAGGAAAUUGUGCAAGAGCCAGAAUUCCAGGGACCUCCAGGUCUACUGCAGAGCCCAAAUGAUUUUGAAAUUGGAAGUAGCAUCAAGGAGGAUCCAACACAGAUAGUAUAUAAGGACAUGGAACAGCAUAGGGCAUUAAUAGAAAAGUCUAAAAGAGUUGUUUCCCAGAGUACCGACCCCAGCAAAUAUCGCAAAAGGGAAUGCAUCUCAGGAAGACAAUGGGAAAAUCUUCAAGGAAUUAGACAGGGAAAGCCGAUGUCUCAGCCUAGAGAUUUAGGGAAAGCCGUUGUGCAUCAGAGGCCUUUUGUGGGGAAGAGACCCUACAGACUUCUCAAAUAUGGAGAAAGCUUUGGAAGGAGCACUCGUCUGAUGUGCCGGAUGACCCACCACAAGGAGAAUCCUUAUAAGUGUGGUGUCUGUGGAAAGUGCUUUGGUAGAAGCAGGAGCCUGAUCAGACACCAAAGAAUCCACACAGGCGAAAAACCUUUUAAAUGUCUUGACUGUGGAAAAAGCUUUAAUGACUCCUCAAAUUUUGGUGCCCACCAGAGAAUCCACACAGGAGAGAAACCCUACAGAUGCGGAGAGUGUGGAAAAUGCUUUAGUCAGAGCUCUAGUCUUAUUAUACAUCAGAGAACACACACCGGUGAGAAGCCCUAUCAGUGUGGAGAGUGUGGGAAAAGUUUCACCAACAGUUCUCAUUUCAGCGCCCACCGGAGAGUUCACACUGGGGAGAAUCCCUACAAAUGUGUGGACUGUGAAAAAAGUUUCAAUAACUGUACGAGAUUUCGAGAACAUCGGAGAAUACACACUGGAGAGAAGCCCUAUGGAUGUGCCCAGUGUGGCAAACGUUUCAGUAAGAGUUCUGUUCUUACCAAACAUCGGGAAGUUCAUGUGAGAGAAAAGCCUCUGCCACACCCUCCAUCUCUGUAUUGCCCUGAGAACCCACAUAAGGGAAAGACUGAUGAAUUUAGGAAAACUUUUUGAUGAUGAUCUUCUCUUCCUAAAUGCCCCCCUUAGCCAUUUUACCCUAAUCUCAUUCUUGGAAGUGAUCUUUUCUUAGCUAUGAAGUGUAAUUCCCAAGAUAAACUUGAGAAUAUAAAUAAACUAGACACUUUCAUCCUGUUCUCACCUCUGCCUCUAACUUCAUCAGUCUGUUCCUCUUCUUCUGUGUGUCUCAGCUUCUCCUUUAAGAAUGUGGAGGAGAUACAUUGUCCGAGUUCAGAAUGAAAUGCCCUUCAGUACGUUGAGGCCACUGCAACGGAUUGCUAAGUUCGGCGACAUUCAAGAUCUUCCAUGUGGGUGAGAGUUGUUUUCAAGGAUAUCAAAAAUGCCAAAAGUUUUUUUGUUGUUGUUACCUAGUCCAUGAGAUCCUGGAUGCAACUUGAUAACAGAUUUUCAUAUUUAGAUAGAACUUUGAGGAGUCUGAUCAGAACUACAUCAAAUCCAUCUUGGUUUUGAAGAGAUCCACAAAAGAAGAGUAAACAUUUUAAUAGCUUUUCUCAGAAGUCUGUUACAGUGUACCUUUUUUUUUUUUUUGUCAAGAAGUUGAUCCAAAUAGCUAGGGCAGAAUCCCUGUAUUGUCACUGAAAUCCUGUUACUAAUGCCUUGCCCUCCAUGGAGGUGAGAAGCAAUUGAUCACCCGUCAUCCUUUUCUGUACCUGAAGACUUAAAUCCCCUGGCUGCUGCUUCUCCGGCCUAUAAGUAAUCCCGGGUCCUUAUACUGUUUCUCAUAGCCCUGCACUUACCUCUCAGUUGCUCUGGGUGCUCCUGCCGGCCUCUUCGGAACUACCAUGCCCUCCUCAGAUGGAAAAGGAGGCCUCGUGGUGUGUCUCACUAAAGCAAAGCAGGAUUUCAGAUGCGUUCUAGUUCUAUCCUCUAACUUCUCUGCCUCUUAUCUAGAACAUGACUGGCAUGUUGACAUAUUUCGUACCUCCCACCCCCACACUGCAGUAUAAUAUUAUAAUAGUGUUUCUAAAACUUUAAGGGGAUGGGGAAGAGGUAAUAGACACCUGAAACAUUUCUAAGACCAGAUGGACUCCUUUGGCCUGCUGUAGAUCAGAUAGCCACCUCAGCUUAGACCAGCGCGCUCAGGUCUGGCUGUUAAAUCUCCCAGUCUCUAUUCCUGAGGCUUCUAAUCCCUGUUUACCGCCUCAGAAACCUAACUGUAGUGCCCCAAGUAACUUAACACAACUCUAGAGCUCACUGGGUGAAAAGUGGGAACAUUUAUAAAAACUUCAAUCCAGAAAUCCAGAACACAGUUUCUGUUUUCCUCAUUUACCUGUUUUGUCUGAAAAAUCUCUUUGAGAACCCCCGGCAGUAACCCAAUAAACAUUGAAGGAAAAGUUCUGAUGGGGGAUGGUUAAUUCACUUUUGAAGUUACAGAUGAAACCCAGAAAUUUUAUUUUCCAUGGCCAGUUGCUUCAGGAUGGAGCCAGUGGUGUUUAUUCCCUUAGUAUGUAGGUGACCCAGGGUGGCUUUGCUUUGGCAAGGGAGAAGUCACAAGUUUAAUGGGAAGGGAACCGGAGUUAGGGCCGUUUGUAGGUGAUUAUUUUGCCCUUAUCUCUCCCUUUCUUUGUCAAAAGCUUUUAUUUGAAGCCAUCUGGAAAUGAUAUUUUUCCUUUGGGUAUGUUUCAAUCUUUUGAAACUUGUUCAGCAAAGUACCUAGGAGGGUAGGUGCUGUAGAAAGAAAUCUAAUUUAUGGUGCCAGAAUAGGGUGUGGCCUGUUGGAAGGCAGGUGACUCAGGUAAACAUUGAUAAAUGUUUCUGAUUUACGUUUGUUGGGAAUGUUAAGACUGUUCACAUCUCAAUAGGUUGAUUUUUCUGUGUUGUCCAAGUUAUAGAUUUCUAAUGCUAAGUACAGUUCCAUGUUGGUAGUGUGUGUAGCAUAGUAAGAUGUUUGUGGUGCCAGUGGGCUUGUGUUUAUAUUGUGUAGAUGUUCUGGAAUUCCAGCUCUAGAGAAGAUGCACAUUGAUAGAAAUCACCACUUAGUAAUAUGUACACAGGAUUGAUAUUAUAUGGAAGCAUGAUUCAGGAAAGUAGAUGACUUAUUCAUAAAUAUGAAGCACUGUUAUAUGUAAGGCCAUGUUCUAGCCACAGUGAAGGAUACAGGAAGGAAGGGGCAUGGUGCCUGGACUCAAGGAACUGACAGUUUGAUAGAGGAAGCAUCACAGCAAAAGGUGGGGCCACUUACACCAUGGCAGUUACAGAAGGCCAGGAGCUCAGUCAUGAGAACCUCACCUUCACCUGCAGAAGAGUUUCGCUAAGUUGCCCAGAAUCAUAUUCUGUACCUUCAUCUCUCAGCCUUCCCCAGUGGCAGGAAAGGGUCAAGACCCAUUCCAUCUCUAGUGGGACAAACUGAUUCUGUUUAACUCUCAUAUGCCUGGGAGCAAGCUGAGGUGGAAUUUUGGUUCCCCUACCUCCACUCCUAAUUGUAAAUGGGCUGUCUAGACAUGUGUUACAUUAAUUUGAUGAACUUUGUUCUGAAGAAAUGGAAGGUCUCCCCCCCAUUUUAGACCAACACUACUUGUCUCCCUGUAUUUUAUUUGUUUUCACCUGGUACAUGUAAGUCAAAAUGAAUAAUCAUGUUCUGACCAAUGUGUCUUUUAGAUCACGUAACAUUGCCUUUAUGAAGAUUCAUAGAAAUAGGUUUUUUUAUGUAGAUCUCAGUACCAAGGAAAGCUCUAAUCCUAAGCGCAGUAUAUAUACACACACACACGUCUACAUGUGUGUGUAGAUCUGUAUAUAUGUAUUACAAACACUGUGAUUUUUGUAACUUAAGCUGCUUUUUCUGUCUUUGUUCUGGCUGCUGGAAAGUUCAACAAAACUUACAGCCCACCUCAACCAACUACCCCAAGCUAUAUUUAUUUAAUUUCGUCUUAUUUCCUUGUAAAUUGUGUCAAAUCCUGUUUUUGAAAAGCAACAUAGACUGACAAUUUUUCACUAUCAUCUUAUCGAAGGCAUUUUGGAAACUGGGCUCGUAUGUCCCACCUAGGCUUGCUUUGUUACUGCCACAAAUACCUCCAGUUCUUACCAGUGAUGUUAUUGUGCAUUCAACGUAAUUCAUUCAUCUGGAAAGAAACAGUUUUUUAAAGAGGGAAACCUCACACAUAAAUGGCUCAGGGCAGCCUGGCCUUGGUGGAAUGAGCAUGAGACCAGAAGCUGAAAGAAGCAAGUUUUAAUCUUGUCACUACUUAAUGAGUGUUGUUUGACACAUCAUAGCCUCUCUGGACCUCGGCUCCUCAUCUGAAGAGAAGUUGAACUUGAUUGCUAAGUUGCUCUGGCUCUAAUGUUUCAUGAGGCUGUGGAGCAUGAUAUAGAUGCGGAAGAGGUUAGAAGACCAGGCUGCCGGCCCAGCUCUCCUGUGCCUGCCUCAUCUGGCCAUACCAAAUCCAUCGCAUGCUUCAGGAAAGGGAAGGGAUGCUGUGACAGCAAAGUCAGCCCAGGAGCUUGUUCGGGAAGGAGAAAGGGCAAGUCCCUCGUGGUCCACAGCAGGCAGCCCCCCAAGCACCUCGAUAACCAGUGGCAGGUAGGCUGAAGUGAAGGAAGCCUCUGUCAGGAGGUCUGGCGCCCGGUGACAGACAAGACUCAGCUGUGAGGGAGCUGGGGCAGCCCUGGCUAAAGGAGUGUCUGAGUAACUUGUGAAACUGGAAGCCUCUGCCUCUGAAUGCAUUCCAAGACCCGGUGCAAAUGGAUGUCCAUUCAUUGUUUUGUAUCAGUGUUCACUUAGAUGUCUUCUUGAAAACUUGUUUGUGAACUAAAUGUCUAAAAUAAAUGGCUCCCACUGGUUUCUGCCAUAA
Messenger RNA from Pongo pygmaeus (Bornean orangutan), 8035 nucleotides. RefSeq names its product zinc finger with KRAB and SCAN domains 2 (gene ZKSCAN2). The record is from RefSeq and is a predicted model, not a curated record. Gene Ontology annotation, biological process: regulation of transcription by RNA polymerase II. NCBI's taxonomy places the organism in Eukaryota, Metazoa, Chordata, Mammalia, Primates, Hominidae. Gene Ontology annotation, molecular function: RNA polymerase II cis-regulatory region sequence-specific DNA binding; DNA-binding transcription factor activity, RNA polymerase II-specific. Bases 1320 to 4223 code for a protein of 967 amino acids. The transcript is spliced from 7 exons.